Molecule: messenger RNA, 234 nt
Organism: Aureobasidium vineae
Lineage: Eukaryota; Fungi; Ascomycota; Dothideomycetes; Dothideales; Saccotheciaceae
Source: the annotation of a GenBank genome assembly
AUGGUCUGUGAAAGCCCCGACGCCGAUAUAGAAGAGAAGCGCAACGACCAGGAAGGCGUCGAAGAGGAGAGCGAGGGAGGUCCCAUGCGCGACGAAAACCCGCCCGGAGGGAUGUGCGAAGAUGCAAUGCGCGCUGAGAACGAUGUCUUCCUCGACAAGGACAAGCUGGCCAGAGAACAGUGGGACUUCACAGUGUCUCAUCUUGGUAGUAAGAAGACACGCCACGUUUCUUGA